AUGAUCGUAUACAGCUCGGGUCAACGAUUCAUGGCUUCCCGUAGCCCCUCCGACGGAGCUUCAGCUCGACCUUCCGUCCCCCGCACUUCAACAUUCUCUCAGGUCCCAAAGACCCCUGCUUCCGAUGGCGACGAUCAUCUCCAGGUCCCCAAGAGGGCGCAUACCUUUGCCAAUGCGUCUCCGAGUGGAUCCCCUGAUGCCUUCGAGUCUGGCGACCACGAUGACACCGACGAUGGCCUCGAGACUGGCCGCGCCUCGGUCGAGCUUGACAUACUCCCCAUUGAGCUCAUUACCUUGACCGACAGCUUCAUCGAUUCCUUAAAUGCCAAGGUCCAUCCCACUCCUCCCAGUAUCGAACGACUGUCGCAGAAGUUUCAAGAGUUCUACAGCCAGGCGUCGUCAAACAUUAACACACACAUCAAUGCCCUCGCAUCCAGGCAGAGUCGCGAUGUCUCCCCCACGCCCUCGUCGUCCUCCAUAUCCUCAGCCGCUAGCCGAUUACGAUCCAGAGCUAGUGCAAUCAACGUCAAGGAGAAGGCGAAAUCAGAAGCCGAGCAGCAAAUGAUUACCGCUGACGAACUAGCACAACGCAAGCGAGCAAGAAAGGCUCUCGAAGCCAAGAGGGUGCUAUUGGAGGAGGCCGUGGAACGCCGAUUGUGCGAAGGCAUAUAUGAUAAGAUUUACCAACACCGGAGCACACAAGAUGAGGCCCAGGACGAUAAACUGCGCUCAAAGACUGCUGCUCUGGCGCUGGUUGGCAUUGGUCCUGCUGAUCUGGGUAUCAAUCUCAACGAGGUGGCGGUUGCAUCUGGCGAAACGACUGGACCUACGGAAGAGGACAUUAAGGAGAAGCUGGAGCCUGCCAGGAGAGACCUGGUCAUGAUGAGCCAAAAGAGAUACCCUCUUGGAAAGCUCAACCAUCUCAAGGCUGCCCACAGAAGUAUCGUUGAUACCCUCGCUCACUUCCAUCCCUCCGCUUCUGCCGACGAGAUCAUGCCCAUGCUCAUUUACACCCUUAUCACUCUACCACCCGAGAACCUCCACGUUAUUAGCGAUGUACACUUUGUACAAAACUUUCGAUGGGAGCCAAAGCUGACGGGCGAGGCUGCAUACUGCUUGACAAAUCUUGAGGCUGCAAUUAGUUUUCUGGAGACCGUGGAUUUGGCAACUCUCAGGGCGGAUGAGCAGCUUUCCGGUCCAGCCAAGAGCAGCUCCAGCCCCAGGUCAGAGACGUUUCCACCUGCAUAUCCCCAAGGACCAGCAGCUGCAUCCCCAAGCGACCCGGAAACGAACAAGACGAAUGCUGCCGCAACAAAACCCACCCCUUCCGCACUUAAGGCAUCUACUAAUCUACGCAACCGCCGGCUGAGCGACCUCGUCAAUGCUCCCGCGCAAGCGUUUGGCGCUGCCAGCGAUGCGGUCUUUAGCUCUGCUGACCAAAGUCUGAAGAACAUCUCCAACAGCUUGGGUGACAGUUACAAGUUCUUGGUUGGCAAGUUACGGGAGCACCAGGAUAGCCCCAGAGAGUCCAUUCUGGUACCGAAAACACUAGACGAUGCUCGCAAGCUGGUCAGCACUCCAUCACCGGACGAGGAGGAUACCAGUGGAAUCAACACACUGCUUGGGCCUGAUGAUGCCGAUCCCCUGAAGCGUCCGACGCAGCGAGAAGAUCGGAUGCUCAACUUAAUUGGAGGUCGUCGUGAUAGGAGCACCGAUAGUACACGCAGUGGCCGCAGCGUCAGCUCUUCAAAGAAGGUCCUGUUCUCUUCCGAGGAGACCAAAACUGCUCCCCAACCAAGCCCCGGGCAAAAUCCCGCUGUCCUAGAGCAGAUGCGUAACCUGGGGAACACGUUCAACCCCAUGGCUCGACUCCCGAGUAUUAGCAUGAUCCGUGGGUUUGGCCGCAACGCAUCCUCAACGCCAACUACACCGGCAGCCACACCAGCGGCUAAGGAGGUGACCAAAUCUGCGGAUGGUGGAGAUUUGGGAACUGCGUUCCCUGACAUUGCCGCAGCCCUCCCGCCAAAGGAGAUCCCCAAGAUUGCACCACCUAAUAAACGGUUCAUGGAGAUACAGACUCCUGGUGAGCUCAGACUCGGCGAAGUGCUCGACCUGUUGCGAGAUUAUCGCCGCUUAGCCGGCGCAUUGAAGGACCUUGGGGCGUUUGAGACCAAGUGA
Molecule: messenger RNA, 2178 nt
Organism: Fusarium keratoplasticum
Lineage: Eukaryota; Fungi; Ascomycota; Sordariomycetes; Hypocreales; Nectriaceae
Product: VPS9 domain-containing protein
Exons: 3
Coding region: 1-2178 (725 amino acids)
Biological process (GO): vesicle-mediated transport
Cellular component (GO): endocytic vesicle; cytosol
Molecular function (GO): guanyl-nucleotide exchange factor activity; small GTPase binding
Source: RefSeq, a predicted model, not a curated record